AUGAAGGAAGGCCAACACUCGAUCAUCGUAGGCGCAUCAGGCCUUAACGAUGAUCUUGGUCGGGUGGACUAUGUUCUGGUUGAUAAGACCGGAACCUUGACAGAGAAUCGAAUGUUGUUCAGAGCGUGCAGCAUCGGCGGUAUACGAUACGGGAGUACUGAGAUGGCAAACUUCAGUGACAGCCUCGAGUCGAAUAUGCUGUAUACUCUGCGGAGCAGUGAGAUGCUCCCGAGCACAGAGAAGAACUGCCUACGUGAUGAAGCGUUACUCGAAUAUCUGGGAGUCUCGGUAAUUACGAGGCCCCAAGAUGCCUUCGUCCAUCUGUUCAUGCUAACAUGCACGAUAUGCAAUACCGUUAUCGCCGAGACGUCGACUAAAUCACCGAUCGGAGUCCGUUUCCAAGGCGCUAGCCCGGAUGAGGAGGCCUUGGUUGAAAUGGCUGCGAGCUCGGGCUACAUCCUCACGGACCGAAGCUCGGAUCUCGUGUCACUUAGAAUAUUACAGUCCAGUCCCGCAGGAAAGGAGCGACAAUGGGAGGAUACCACAUUCAAAAUUCUCGGUGUCAACGAGUUCACCAGCGAACGCAAGCGCAUGAGUAUUCUCGUCCAAAUCAUGAAGACCAUUGAAACUGAUGAAGGGGACGUCGCCUAUAUCCCUGAUGGUCGCGGGUCUAUGCUAUUGGUGAAGGGUGCAGACGACGUGAUGGCUGAACUGUGCCAGAGAGAUGUUGGAGAGGCCUCAACUAUCGAUUUAUGUGGGGUCCCUGUCCGGGAUGUUCGAGAGGAAACGGUUUUUGAUAUCAAUGAAUUCGCAUCGGCUGGCCUUCGAACACUCAUGCUAGCGAUGCGAUACCUUGAUGAAGUCGAGACCUCAGAGUAUCUUGGAGCCCUGAAUGAAGCUAGGCACUCCAUAACGAAUCGAGCUGAUCGUUUCGCUCGAGUAGCCGAGAA
This is a messenger RNA of Perkinsus marinus ATCC 50983, 950 nucleotides long. RefSeq lists its product as hypothetical. The transcript has a single exon. Lineage: Eukaryota; Perkinsozoa; Perkinsida; Perkinsidae. Gene Ontology annotation, cellular component: plasma membrane. Gene Ontology annotation, molecular function: nucleotide binding; ATPase-coupled intramembrane lipid carrier activity. The record is from RefSeq and is a predicted model, not a curated record. The annotation marks the transcript as partial. Gene Ontology annotation, biological process: phospholipid translocation.